This is a messenger RNA of Macroventuria anomochaeta, 1189 nucleotides long. RefSeq lists its product as uncharacterized. Bases 50 to 1189 code for a protein of 379 amino acids. The transcript is spliced from 5 exons. The record is from RefSeq and is a predicted model, not a curated record. NCBI's taxonomy places the organism in Eukaryota, Fungi, Ascomycota, Dothideomycetes, Pleosporales, Didymellaceae.
UGUACAAGUGCAGACUGCAGAAUCGUAGUGCAAAACCCAGGUGCUUGUCAUGACGGCAACAGCAGCUGCAUCGCCGCCUCAAGGCUAUACGUCUGACCUGGACCAUCCCAAGGACGAGCUAAGGACCAUCAACUUCGUGACACAGGCGCUCACAAUGACCUUCUGCACCAUAUUCGUCUGGAUCAGAGGGUACCACAAGUUUAGAACUGUUGGUCUGGACUUAGCCGUCGAUGACUACCUUACGUUUGUGUCCUGGCUGCUUAUGACCGGAUACUGCAUAUCUGGGUUCAUUCUGAGUGUCCAUGGCGGAGGCUACCACAUGUGGGAUAUCUCGAAAGAAACAGCUGAGAAAUUUCUUCAAACCGCAUACGCCGCCACGAUCUUCUACGCUCCGAUGACUCUAGCCAUCAAGCUUAGCCUCCUCACACUGAUCGCUCGAAUCUUCUCACCAUACAAGAGGAGGAUACAAGGCAUAUAUGCUCUGGGAGGACUGCUCGUCGUGUACUAUAUCAUCUCCCUCAUCCUUAAGAUCCGGAUAUGCUGGCCGAUUUCUGCGUACUGGCAGGGCGACCAGAGCAAAUGCUUGAACCAGUCAGCGGUCAUCACUGCCGACUCGAUCAUCAGCACAGUCACUGAUGCCAUCAUCCUCCUGUUGCCGCUGCCCUUAACCUGGUCUCUGCAGCUUCCCACAGUCAAGAAGCUUCGCGUUGGCGGCAUGCUUGCUGUCGGUGGCCUCGCAACGGCCUUCAGUGGCUGGCGGUUGAACUUGAUUUUGACCCACGGAAAGUCGAGAGAUACGACAAUCUUGUUCGUACAAGUGGUUAUGUCAGGUAACGCCGAAGCUGGUAUUGCUUUAAUUUGCACUUGCCUUCCAGCAUUCGUUGCCCAAUUCAACAUCCUAAGAGAUCGUGUCGGUUAUGGCUCCUCCCGGGGAACAGAUGGUCGAUAUGAAGCAUCCGGGACGUACAGGCGGUCGACCUUCAAGUCUGCGCAUCUGGAAACGGGGAAGGGAAAGAAACACGGCGGGCUCGAGACUUGGUCUGAUGAGACCGAGCUGGUAACGCAGGUGAAGUCCUCCUUGGAAAGAGAACCCGCACAGCCUGGUGGUGUUAUCGUGAGGAGAGUGGAAGUCACCCACACUGUGACGUACGCCAACGACUCAGAUGACGGGAAAAAGUCGCCCUUUUGA